AUUAUUAGUGUUAGUUAUUGCACGUGGGCAAUUUUCGAAAAAAUAAAUUGUAUUUGGCUUGUGUAAAUAAAAUUAAUUUCUAUUUUCCUUAAAGAAAAAUAAAAACAAAAUGUCUAUUCCCGAUAAAGUUUUAAUGAGAAAGAUUGUGAAAAGAGAAAAGAAUAAAUUGAAAGUAUUGAAGGAGAGAUCCGUUAAGCAAAAUGGUAAAGUUGAACUUGAUGAUCAUGAAAAUGAUAUUGAUAAAGAUACUACAGAAGAAAAAAUUGGAGAUAAACGUCCAAUGAUGCAAAAUGGCCCAGCUAAGAAAAAGAAAAAAAAACAAGAGACAUCUGAAAUUUUGGAUGAACAAAAAGUAGACGAGAAGGCCGACAACGACUCUAAUGACACCAAAAGUAAGGAGAAUGAAAAUAUACAAUUGAAGAAUACUACAGAUGACAUGAAUAAGAAUUUACCUGGAUCUUCUCUAGGAUUGGAAGUAUUGAAUAAUAAUAGUUUUGAAACAUUAAGUAAACGUGUUUGUGAAAACACUCUUAAAGGAAUACAAGAUAUGGGUUUCACGCAUAUGACCGAAAUACAAGCAAAAUCAAUUCCACCAUUGUUAGAAGGAAGAGAUUUAAUUGGUGCUGCCAAAACUGGAUCAGGAAAAACGUUGGCUUUUUUAAUACCUGCAGUUGAAUUAAUUUUUAAAUUAAAAUUUAUGCCACGCAAUGGUACUGGAUGCAUCAUUAUUUCUCCUACUAGAGAAUUAUCAAUGCAAACGUUUGGUGUUUUAAAAGAGUUAAUGAAAUAUCAUUAUCAUACGUAUGGUUUAUUAAUGGGCGGUGCUAAUAGACAAACCGAAGCACAAAAGCUCUCAAAAGGAAUUAACAUAAUUGUUGCUACGCCGGGUAGAUUGCUGGAUCAUCUACAAAAUACUCCAGACUUUUUAUAUAAAAAUCUACAAUGUCUUAUUAUCGACGAAGCCGAUCGUAUUUUAGACAUUGGUUUUGAAGAGGAAUUGAAACAAAUUAUUAACAUCUUGCCAAAAAGAAGGCAAACAAUGUUGUUCAGUGCAACUCAGACUAAAAAGGUAGAAGCAUUGACAAGUUUAGCAUUAAAAAAAGAGCCCAUAUAUGUUGGAGUCGAUGAUGAAAAAGAGAAGGCAACUGUGGAAGGUUUAGAACAAGGUUAUGUAGUUUGUCCUAGUGAGAAACGUUUCUUAUUGUUGUUCACAUUCUUAAAGAAAAAUAGAAAGAAGAAAAUUAUGGUAUUCUUUAGUUCCUGUAUGUCUGUCAAGUAUCAUCAUGAACUUUUAAAUUACAUUGAUCUUCCUGUAUUAAGUAUACACGGCAAGCAAAAACAAACCAAACGAACAACAACAUUUUUCCAAUUUUGCAAUGCUUCUUCCGGUAUACUUUUAUGUACAGACGUAGCUGCUAGAGGUCUCGAUAUACCCGAUGUUGAUUGGAUCGUACAAUACGAUCCACCCGACGAUCCUAAGGAAUACAUUCACCGUGUUGGAAGAACGGCACGUGGGGAAGGUAGCAGUGGGCACGCUUUAUUAAUUCUACGACCAGAAGAAUUAGGCUUUCUUCGUUAUCUCAAGCAAGCUAAAGUUCCAGUCAAUGAAUUUGAUUUUUCAUGGAAUAAAAUUGCAGACAUACAAUUGCAGCUGGAGAAAUUGAUUUCUAAGAACUACUUCUUAAACAUAUCAGCGAAGGAAGCGUACAAGGCGUAUGUUAGAGCAUACGAUUCGCAUCAUCUCAAACAGAUUUUCGAUGUUCAGACAUUGGAUUUGGCUAAAGUUGCCACAUCUUUUGGAUUUGUUGUUCCACCAGCUGUUGACUUAAAAGUAGGAGCUAGCAAAGAUUCGCGGCCACGGAAAAGGCUUGGCGGAGGCGGUUAUGGCUCAUUCAAGAACAUGAAUAAUCCAAAUGCUUCACGACAGUUGCAACGUACCAAGACCUACCGCCAGGUGGGUAAACGGGGAAAGGACAACCGACAAUUCUCCAGAUAACUUUUAUAUGUAUAGAUAUAUUCUUUUUGGUUCACAAGUCUUUUUAAGCUCCAAAUCAACCGUACGAAGUUUCCUUUGGAAGCGUUAAAUUAUACCUACAGGUGUAGGUACUUCAUUAUUUCCAAUUUGUCUUUUAUUACAAUGUAUCACCUACUAGACAUUCUCUAUAAAUGGUAACGCGAUCCAAGCUAGUGCAAAAAAGUUUAUUUUAUCUUUCUUGUACAGUUUCAAUAUUUUUUGUCUUUUUUUUCUACAAUUUUGUUCAUCAUAAAAUUAACUUUCACUUUUAAUUAUUUGUUUAUAAUAUUAUACAAUUUUUCUUAUACUGCUGGUAUGAAUGAUUAGAACUAAUUAAUGUUUUUUUAAAAAUGACAUGUGUAAUAGUACAAUGUUAUUGUUACAAAAAACAAAUGAUGUGUCUACUCGUUGUUGCGUGUUAGGCGAACAAGAUCGUAAGAUUUAUUGUACGAUAUUUUAAUGUAAUAAAUUAAAGAUAUUAAUUCUUAAGUUAAUAAAAUAUGUUGCUCUUCGCCUUAAUCGGUAAAA
Messenger RNA from Polistes dominula (European paper wasp), 2542 nucleotides. RefSeq names its product probable ATP-dependent RNA helicase pitchoune (gene pit). The record is from RefSeq and is a predicted model, not a curated record. NCBI's taxonomy places the organism in Eukaryota, Metazoa, Arthropoda, Insecta, Hymenoptera, Vespidae. Gene Ontology annotation, molecular function: ATP binding; RNA helicase activity; nucleic acid binding.